AGCUCAUAAUUUUUAUCGAUCGAUCGGAUUGUUUUGAACAUACGACUUGAAUUUCACAUUCCUAGCGCGUGAUAUGGGUUCCGGAGAAGGUAAGCCCCAUUGGAGCGUAUAUGAUGGCGUGAAGAUCAUAAUCGCGGCGACACCUGAGGCUCUGAUGGCAGAGAUCGAUUCGGCUAUUUCCAAUCUUGAGCAUGCUCGUGCCACAUCUCUUCUCGAAUCUUCCUCUUCCUAUUUCCCGAACCAGAGUUCUGGUGCUUAUUUGAUGGCUCAAUAUGAUGCCCGCGAGGCUGACGAAGCUUACAAAGCAGGGUGUGCUGCCUUGGCUGCUGGCAAGCUUGAUGAGGCUCUCCAUUCUUUGAACAUUUCUCUUUCCAAAUGCCCACCUGAUAAGACCUCGGCCGUUGCUAAGCUACAGUCUUUGAUUUCUCUUACGUCUCAGCAACUUCAAAGAUCUGCCAACUGAACCAUUGAAGCUUCUGUUGUCAAAACCUGUUCCUAUUUUCCCUUCAAGAACUAUGCUUUGUGGUCAGACGCAUGCGUCCGGUGAGUUUUUCCCGAUAAGUUAAUCUGUUGGAAUAAAAUAGCAAUUGCGGGAUUAUUUUAGAGCUCUUCAUUUCCACCGAAGUACUGGACUUGUUUACAACUUGCAAGGGCUAUAGCACUUAGGUUCAUUAUUGAAAAUUUUCAGAUUUAAUCCAGAUCCUCGGUUCUGCCCAGACUAAGGUUUUAUAAAUGGUUUUUAGGAUUAUCCUCUCAUGUUGGCUCUGGCAAUAUUUUCAUCACCAAACAGAACAGAGCGGCACUUCAGCAACUAAAAUGGGGAUGCACACCUAUUUUUAUGAACCUUAAAUAGGUUCAUUAGAUAGAUCAUGAAAAUCAUGAUAACAGAAUUUACACUAUAACUACAGGAUCUCGUUCAUUCAACUGUUAAUACUCUUUGUACGUCAAUUUGUCUGUCAUGUGCAACUGAGCAUAGGCAAUUUGACCUCUCAAGUUUGCUAUGAAAUUAGGCAAGCAACUGUGCCUGAUAUAAGAUCAAUUUUCAAUGUCUAGUUAUAAGCUUCUGCCCUUGCAAACGUCUUAUUUGAUCUGUUAUGAGAAGUUAUUAAUGUUUGUUACUCUUUAUGAUAAUGACAUGAUUGUUAUAUUAACUGCUACUUUAACCUUGUCUUUGAAUAUUAAUUACGGAUGUUGUUGGGAUUUUCCUACAAUUAAACUGUGGAGCUUCAAGGAGACGUACAAGAAUAGAUUUGGAACAAGCAUUACACGUGGACCCUUCUGGAAAAGUUUCCGUCUUGUCUAGCGUCCAGAGUCCAGACAUCUUUGCUUGGGUAACUUGACAUAAUCCCCUGAAAUCAUGCGAGUCCAUAUCUAUAAUAAGAUGGGAAAAAAGAUUUUGCCGACGCCGUUGUUUUUUCAAUAGUAACUUUCAAUUGGAGACAACCAAUUUAAGCAAAUUAAUGAAACAGCAGCAUUGGUUGGGUGGUACGUCUUUUGAACCAUGACUUUAGCUUAAAGUGUAUCUCUGGAUAAGUUCCCCAAUUCGCACACGGAUACAAGCACCAUCAAGGCAGUCAAGACGGAAAGUGUCAGUGAUAUCACUAUAUCAGGGCGCUGCGAGGCCACUAUCAAAAAAGCAGGUCAAUUAAAACAUCAGCAUAUGCGUGAAUAUGCAGGUAUUAAUAGUUACCGUAUAUAUUCUCAUGUUCUGACAAAUCAAUCAGCAAAACUGGAACCAUGGGCGUGUUCUACCAUGAAGAGCCUCCAAACCAUACUGCUACUAAGAGAUACAAUUGUCUUGCCGCAACAUUGAAGGAAGCAUUUUCCCAUUGCCGUACUUCCCGUGGGCGGCUUUCAACUGCAAGCCUCGAUGAGGAGUGCCCAAACAGCGAUUUUGAUGAGGAACAGGAAGUGGUUGUCUCAGCGGUUAAAAGUAGAGCCAUGGAGAGACAAAAGCACAAGCCAAGUGUCGCGAGAGACAACUUUUCCUGGGUUUACUCUCCUGAGACAAGAGAACUGUAUAUCACUCAGAUGGUGGCGCUACAUGAAAGGGAAGACGUCGACGAUGAUGAAAAGGAAGAGUUUUUGUCGGUUAAAAGUUGUUUCUCAUGUCACUCAAGUCGUUUGAGCGGAGAACCGUUUUAUUCUGUGAAGACAAACUUCUCGCCGUGUUCAAGCUUGAACGACCUUGAUUUCUCUGAAUAUUGGAGGCGCUCCAUUAUUCAAGAACUCUGUCACUGCGAGGGGUGGCCAUUUGGUCUCUGCCGGAAAGCCGUGUUGCUACCACCCCUGCCCAAGUCACCUUCAGAGUCAUGGCUGUGGCGUAGAAAGCAGCAGAGUACAAAAGAUGCCUAAAGUUAUUUAGCUUCUGUUGAAGUCAACCACAGUUUAUGUUUCGUAUCCGUAUAAGAAAUAAAUUCUGAUGUAACUCGUAAGACGAGACGAGAAAUGUACGAGUGCGUGAGAGUCAUUCCCAGAGUAGAGGAUGAAUUAUGAUGCAUAAUGCAUAAUGCCCGGCAUAAAAGACGACGAAUGGAAAUGUGCAUAAAAACAUAUUUUUAUUUUGUUUAAAAAUAAUAAAAAACAAAUUUCAUAAA
Molecule: messenger RNA, 2597 nt
Organism: Prosopis cineraria
Lineage: Eukaryota; Viridiplantae; Streptophyta; Magnoliopsida; Fabales; Fabaceae
Exons: 3
Coding region: 1738-2355 (205 amino acids)
Source: RefSeq, a predicted model, not a curated record